CUCUCAAUUCAAUUAAGAAGGGGAAAGGAAAAAAUUAGCAUAAGAAUGGGCUCUCGUUUAUCUUUUUCUUGCAUGGUUUUGACAAUACUGUUUAUGAUUUUCUCAAGCUUGCCAUGCCAAGCACAACUUUCUUCCAACUUCUAUGACAACACGUGUCCUAAUGCGCUGAGUACUAUUAGGUCAGUCAUUGAUACUGCAGUCUCGAGGGAGCAGAGAAUGGCUGCUUCUCUCAUUCGCCUUCAUUUCCAUGAUUGCUUUGUUCAGGGUUGUGAUGGCUCCAUUUUGCUGGAAGAUACAGCGUCAUUUACUGGAGAAAGAACUGCUCGAAACAAUGACCAAUCUGUGAGAGGAUUCGAAGUCAUAGAUGAUGCCAAGGCUCAAGUGGAGAGCAUAUGUCCUGGAAUUGUUUCUUGUGCCGAUAUUCUUGCAGUCGCAGCUCGCGAUUCAUCUGUUGCAGUUGGUGGUCCAUGUUGGACAGUAAAUCUUGGAAGAAGAGAUUCUACCACAGCUAGCAGAACUCUAGCUGAUAGAGACCUUCCUGCAUUUACAGAUAGCCUCCCCAUACUCAUUUCUAAGUUCGAAAACAAAGAUUUAAAUGAAAGAGAUCUGGUUGCCCUUUCAGGAGCGCAUACAAUUGGACAAGCUAGAUGUGUGACCUUCCGUGGUAGGAUUUACAACAACGCAAGUGAUAUUGAUCCUGAUUUUGCUAGCACCCGACAAAGCCAAUGUCCAACUGACAGUAAUGGUGAUGGAAAUCUUGCACCACUUGACUUGGAGACACCCAAUACUUUCGACAACAACUACUACUCGAAUCUUAUUGCAAGAAGAGGACUUCUUGAAUCAGACCAGGUGCUUUUCAGUGGUGGAUCUACAGAUAGCAUUGUUAAUGAGUACAGCACAGACUCUUCAUCUUUCAAUUCUGAUUUUGCAGCUGCCAUGGUUAAGAUGGGAAAUAUAGAUCCACUUACUGGUUCUCAAGGAGAGAUUCGCAGGGUUUGCACUGCUGUCAACUAA
Messenger RNA from Manihot esculenta (cassava), 1014 nucleotides. Its product is annotated as lignin-forming anionic peroxidase. Gene Ontology annotation, biological process: hydrogen peroxide catabolic process; response to oxidative stress. Gene Ontology annotation, molecular function: peroxidase activity; heme binding. The coding region runs from base 46 to 1014 and encodes 322 amino acids. Lineage: Eukaryota; Viridiplantae; Streptophyta; Magnoliopsida; Malpighiales; Euphorbiaceae. The transcript is spliced from 4 exons. The record is from RefSeq and is a predicted model, not a curated record.